GGGCGCCGUAGUCUUGCAGCGCUGAGAGGCGGAAAAAAAAAGCAGGCCUCGGCCGAAGCCCGAGACUGGGUUGAGCGGCGGAGCCCGGUUGCCGAGCCGCCUUCUCCGGGCCUCCCCGCGACGGGCGGCGGCGGCGGCCUUCGCCUCCUUCUCGCUCCCCGCGCGCCUCGGGUCCCGCGCGCCAAGAUGGCGGCCGAGGUGGACUUCGGCGACCGCGAGCUCUUCCAGCAGCUGGAAGCCGACGAGGAGGCGCCGGGCCUGGAGCUCGAUCCGGCGGAAGAAGCUUCGGAGCUCCGCGAGCGGCUGAGGGAAUCCGAGGAGACCAUUAGGCAGCUGCGGGAGGAGAAUCAGGAACUCCGAAGAAAACUGAACAACCUGGCUCGACCCAGUGGACUAACAGUGGAUGACUGUAGACUUGAUGGGCCUCUGUUGCAGAUCUUGUUCAUGAAUAAUGACGUUUCAAAGCAAUAUCACCAAGAAGUAGAAGAGUUUGUAUCGAGUUUAGUUCAGAAAUAUGAGGAGCAACGGAGGAGUGAACUGGACAAGGCCUGCUUCAAUGUGAAGCCACAGCCUUCUAGCUUUGUCCUGGAAGAGGAUCAUAAGAUAACAAGCUCAAACGUGUCGAAAAAAAUCAAAGAGGCUUUUAGCGUUGUAGGAAGUGUUCUCUAUUUUACCAAUUUUUGUCUUGAUAAACUGGGGCAGCCUAUAUUAAAUGAAAAUCCUCAGCUCACAGAUGGAUGGGAAAUACCCAAAUACCAGCAAGUUUUCACGCAGAUUCUUUCUCUAGAAGGACAAGAGAUACAAGUAAAGUCUAAAAGGCUCAAAUCUCACUGUUUCAACUGUGGCUCUGAAGAUCACCAGAUCAAAGAUUGCCCGCAGCCGCGAAACGCUGCCCGCAUAAACGAAAAAAGAAAAGAGUUUAUGGACGCUUGUGGGGAAAGCCCAAAUUUCCAGCAGAGAUAUCACGCGGACGAAGUGGAAGAGCGGUUUGGACGCUUCAAACCAGGAAUAAUCAGCGAGGAACUCCAGGAUGCCCUCGGUUUCACCGAGAAGACGCUCCCUCCUUUCAUCUACCGCAUGCGGCAACUGGGUUAUCCGCCAGGCUGGCUGAAAGAGGCAGAAAUGGAGAAAUCUGGCUUAACGCUCUACGACGGGAAUGCGUCGCCCAGCAGUGAGGGAGAGGAGGAAUCCCACCAGCAGAAUCCGUGCGUCUCUUACGAUCUCUCCAAGUUGAUCAACUACCCAGGUUUUAACAUGUCCACGCCGAGUGGGGUCACAGACGAAUGGAGGAUGUUCGGCUCGGUCCCUCUUCAGCCAUCCCAGCAGAAAGAAAUUUUUGCUCAUUAUCUUUCCACUUACCAUUCGGCUAAUCUCAAAUCCAAGCCCAAAAGGCCCCCCCCUGGCCAGAGCUCACAUCAUUCGAAGCGGCAGAAAGGAUCCAGUGCUGAAGUUUUGCCAGCCGACAUGGAGAUCGACUCCGAUCUAGAAAUGCCCCCUAGCUUUCCUGAUUACGACGGCUUCCACUUCCAACCUCCGUUGCCUCCGGGGUCUCCGCUGACGGCCACUCCCCCCCCUCUGCCACAGGGCACCCCUCCAGCUACUCCCCCCAGCCUGACACCUCCUCAACCGCUGUCUUGUGUGCCAGCAGCCCUGCCUUGGACGCCGUCUGCCCCGCGGGCGGAGGACUCCGCCAUGGACGAAGACACCUUGACCCUGGAAGAAUUGGAGGAGCAGCAGCGGCUGAUUUGGGCAGCCCUCGAGCAGGCGGAGAGCGGCAACAGCGACUCAGACCUCCCUGCCGGGACCCCCAUGGCCAGCAACUCCGGGACGUCGUCCCCCUGCAGGACGGAGCUCUCCGUUGCCCUGGAGCAAGCGGCCCCCCAACAGCUGGAGGAGGUCUCCAAAGCUGAACCCACCGACAAGCCCGAGCAGAUACCCCAGACUCCCGAAGAGCCCCCCGAAGAGCCCGGCCCUCAACCGGCCAUUGAACUGGUGGAUUUAACAGCCGAGGGGGAAGCCAUUCCCACAGACUCCGGAGGCCAAACCUGCUCCUCCUCGGAUCCUGGCGGCCUCCUGAACCAUAGCGACGCUCCUGAGAUUCCCAACGCCAUCCAGCCGCCCCCCUCCACCCCUCCCGGCCUCGUUCCCGACAUGAGCAAGUUUGCCGCUGGGAUCACUCCUUUCGAAUACGACAACUUGUCGGAAUCCACCGGGACUUACCUCAGAAUAAGGAGUGCGCUGAAAAAAUACCCGAGAAGCCAACUGAAGAAUAAGAAGCUUUCCCUUUAACAGCCUGACUCGGGCCAGGGACAAAAAAAAACCCAAACACAAUCAGGAUUUGGGUGCUUUGCCCUUAAAGCACAAACGAAGAGCCAGAGACGGAAAGUGGGUGUUGUUGCGUUCUUCCUAAAACCAAGUAAUUUUGUUUUUAAAGAAAAAUCGGGCGGGGACAGGCUUCCACUUCGAACCAGGACUGAUACUUCAAAGGUUUUGUGAAUCUCCUCCAAUCCUGCAUUACAGAUACCCCUGAACGUUAUUAUUUUUAUUUUUUUCCCAACUUGGGGUCAAAUACACCCUUGCCUCUCUCUCUACCAACGGAGGUUUUUGUCUCUGGCCAGACUUUCCACAGGGAGCGGAUAGUUCUUAAAAUACGUUGACUGCCCGCGGCUUUUUAAAAGGACCCCCCGUUUUUUUUUAAAAAAAUGCUUCCCCUCAAAUUGUUGUGGUGAUCCGACGGGAAUAAUCAGGGAUGAAUCAACCAUUCUCUUUACAUCCUUUUUGAAAAGGGAUUUUUUAAAAAGUGAUUUAGGGGAUUUAAAUUUCUUUUUUAAAAAAAAACGACACCGGCUUUUUGUUUUGGUAACAUCGUCAUCUUUGAACUUGCUGUACAUAUAUUUGUGCUUGUGUACAGGGGUUUAAUAAAACGAUUUUUUUCAUA
This is a messenger RNA of Thamnophis elegans (Western terrestrial garter snake), 2938 nucleotides long. It is a transcript of the gene ZCCHC8, whose product is annotated as zinc finger CCHC-type containing 8. Bases 187 to 2289 code for a protein of 700 amino acids. Gene Ontology annotation, cellular component: catalytic step 2 spliceosome. The transcript has 14 exons. The record is from RefSeq and is a predicted model, not a curated record. Gene Ontology annotation, molecular function: zinc ion binding; RNA binding. Lineage: Eukaryota; Metazoa; Chordata; Lepidosauria; Squamata; Natricidae.